AGGGGCCAAAUUUGUUCCCACAGGCCACGAUGUACUUUCAUUCCCUCGUAUCAGUGGGUAUUUCCGCUUGUAGAGAUAACAAAAAUGUUCUGCACGACUUGUCGUCUCACGGAUUAGGUAAAGUACACAUUAAACAGUUAAAAAUGAGAUAUCUACCUGGAAUAAAGAUAAAAGUAGGGGGAGGGGGAAGUUUGUGGUAGUGUGAACAUUUUGUGGGGCUUCGGUAGAUAUCACCGCUCACUAAUUGUAUUACCGAAGGGCUUUGAGGUCUCAGGUGGCAACAAAAAGUCCCCAAUCAUAUGUCAACCGCGUCGUAGCAACAACUCCAGUAAUUAAUUUUCCCUUUAAAACAGUGUUUUUUUCGGUGGUUAAUUAAUUAACAAUGUUUGGCCUCGGUGGACGCAAGAUUUUCCGAUAUUCGUCGAUCGAAAAUGCUCUGCCACUAGAUGUCGAGGAGACGGUUACUUGUUUCUGCAGAAAAGCCCGAAGAAAGGAGAAAGAUGCAGGAACAACUGAAGACCCGAAAUUGUACUUGGAGGAGGCAGCACUGGAGCGACAGCUGCCCGAGUUGGAUCUCAGAAUGCUGGUCGAUUUGCCACCAGGACUCGACUAUAACGAAUGGCUUGCCUCCCACACUCUCGCACUGUUCGACCACAUAAACUUAUUCUAUGGAACUAUUUCUGAAUUUUGUACCUCAACAGGAUGCCCAGAUAUGACGGGGCCUGGCUUAAGAACUUAUUUGUGGUUUGACGAGAAGGGGAAGAAGACGAGAGUGGCUGCGCCACAGUAUAUAGACUACGUCAUGACGUUUACACAGAGAACCGUUAGUGAUGAAACAAUAUUCCCUACUAAAUACGCCAACGAGUUUCCCAGCUCGUUUGAGUCGAUAGUGCGUAAGAUUCUGCGGCUACUGUACCAUGUAGUGGCACACAUUUACCACUGCCACUUCAGAGAGGUUGCACUCUUGGGCCUCCACGCUCACCUCAAUUGUGUAUUCGCUCAUCUCACACUCCUUAAUCAACGCUUCAAUCUCAUUGACGCCAAGGAAACGGAAAUACUUGGAGAUUUGGAGGCAGCUUUGCUAGGUGACUCCACAUCGGGUACAUCAACUACAACAUCAAUUCAAGAUCCACCAAGUGCAGCCACGUAGAAAAUAAAUCCGUUUAUAGAAUUUUAAUUAAAAGUUGAUGAAUAACCGAGGUUGCAGUUCCUGAGCCUAGGGUUAAACGAUGUAGGUGGAAGCCCCCUACUAUUCGUUGUUCUCAAUAUUAAAAAAAAGUUUUUAUUACAUUUUUUUUCGGAUUUAGCUUAUGAAUAAUAUGAUGCGUCACGAGAAAUAGAGAGAAAUGGCAUGAAUACUUGAACGACAGUGAUAAUUCAUUUGAGAAAGAACACGAGUGAUACGAAAAUGCAUGUUGGAAUUACGAGGAGAAACAAAAAUUUAUGGAAAAAUCAUGAAUAUUCGAAUGAUGUUGAGAGUAUGUAGUAUCUGUAAAUAGUGCAAACGAGGCGAGAGAAAGAGAGAGAAAGAGCAGACAAAUACAAUUAUGUAAAUUAGUCAAUUUUUUUUCUGCGUUUGCUGUUUGUGAGAUUGUACAUAAUUUAUUGAACAAAAAUAGUGAAAAAUGCAGAGGAAGAGUGAAAUGAAUCAAUAAAACAAAGGGAUAAAAACGUUGAAACUGCUGUAAUAAAAUAAUUGUUCUGUAAAAAAAUUUAAUGGAGAGAAAAGGUAAAUGAAAAAAAAAACAUUAAAAACAAUAAUAAUAUUGUAAACAUAAAUUGAAUAGUAAUAAAUAUAUACCUGGCGUUGAAAUGUU
Molecule: messenger RNA, 1817 nt
Organism: Diachasmimorpha longicaudata
Lineage: Eukaryota; Metazoa; Arthropoda; Insecta; Hymenoptera; Braconidae
Gene: Mob2
Product: Mob2
Exons: 5
Coding region: 383-1150 (255 amino acids)
Biological process (GO): positive regulation of protein phosphorylation; signal transduction
Cellular component (GO): nucleus; cytoplasm
Molecular function (GO): protein kinase activator activity
Source: RefSeq, a predicted model, not a curated record